Messenger RNA from Urocitellus parryii (Arctic ground squirrel), 1452 nucleotides. RefSeq names its product terminal nucleotidyltransferase 5B (gene Tent5b). Lineage: Eukaryota; Metazoa; Chordata; Mammalia; Rodentia; Sciuridae. Gene Ontology annotation, biological process: mRNA stabilization. Gene Ontology annotation, molecular function: RNA binding; poly(A) RNA polymerase activity. The record is from RefSeq and is a predicted model, not a curated record.
GGCCCCAGCCCAGCGCUCUCCUUGCCCUCCUCCCCUUAACCACCCCCGGUUUCUGCGGUCGGGGCUCGGGGCCGGGCGAAUGAUGCCGUCGGAGAGCAGAGCUGAGCGCCUGGAGGGGGCGGCUGCGCAGGUGGGGACGGCCGCGGCCUCGACAGUGGCCACGGCUGCCCCGGCUACCCCGGCAGGCGGCGGCCCCGACCCGGAGGCCUCAUCAAACUCCCCCAGGCACCUGAGCAGGCUGGCUUGGCCACAGGUGAAGCGGCUGGACGCGCUCCUGAGCGAGCCGAUUCCCAUUCACGGGCGCGGCAACUUCCCCACGCUGAGCGUGCAGCCCCGGCAGAUAGUGCAGGUGGUCCGAAGCAGCCURGAGGAGCAAGGACUCCGCGUGCACAGUGUGCGACUGCACGGCUCAGCCGCUAGCCACGUGCUGCACCCUGAAAGUGGCCUGGGCUACAAGGACCUGGACCUGGUGUUCAGGGUGGACCUGCAUAGUGAGGCAUCCUUCCAGCUGACCAAGGCAGUGGUGCUGGCCUGCCUGUUGGACUUCCUGCCAGCCGGCGUGAGCCGGGCCAAGAUUACACCACUCACACUCAAGGAAGCGUACGUGCAGAAGCUGGUGAAGGUGUGCACAGACACAGACCGCUGGAGCCUCAUCUCGCUGUCCAAUAAGAGUGGCAAGAAUGUGGAGCUCAAGUUCGUGGACUCUGUGAGGCGACAGUUCGAGUUCAGCGUCGACUCCUUCCAGAUAAUCCUAGACUCCCUCCUGUUCUUUGGCCAGUGCUCAUCCACCCCCAUGUCUGAGGCCUUCCAUCCAACUGUGACAGGUGAAAGUCUGUAUGGGGACUUUGCAGAGGCCCUGGAGCACCUACGGCACCGUGUCAUCGCCACACGCAGCCCUGAGGAGAUCCGUGGCGGUGGCCUCCUCAAGUACUGUCACCUCCUGGUGCGGGGUUUCCGGCCACAGCCCAGCACUGAUGUGCGUGCCCUACAACGGUACAUGUGCUCCCGCUUCUUCAUCGACUUUCCCGACCUGGUGGAGCAGCAGCGCACGCUGGAGCGCUACCUGGAAGCUCACUUCGGCGGGGCCGAUGCAGCCCGCCGCUAUGCCUGCUUGGUGACACUGCACCAGGUGGUCAACGAAAGCACCGUGUGCCUCAUGAACCAUGAACGCCGCCAGACACUGGACCUCAUUGCCACGCUGGCACUCCAGGCACUGGCUGAGCAGGGCCCAGCUGCCACUGCUGCUCUGGCCUGGCGCCCUCCAGGCCAUGAUGGGAUUAUGCCAGCCACCGUCAACUACUACGUGACCCCUGUGCAGCCCCUACUGGCUCGGGCCCACUCCUAUCCCACCUGGCUGCCUUGUAACUGACUAUGACCCUGGCCAGAAGGGACUGGGCCUCAUGGGCUGGGGUGGGGUCACCAGGACUAUGUGGAGGAAAUGGCGAGAGAYGA